This is a messenger RNA of Leptidea sinapis, 1386 nucleotides long. It is a transcript of the gene POLDIP2, whose product is annotated as polymerase delta-interacting protein 2. Lineage: Eukaryota; Metazoa; Arthropoda; Insecta; Lepidoptera; Pieridae. Gene Ontology annotation, cellular component: nucleus; mitochondrial nucleoid. The coding region runs from base 96 to 1130 and encodes 344 amino acids. Gene Ontology annotation, molecular function: DNA binding. Gene Ontology annotation, biological process: error-free translesion synthesis. The record is from RefSeq and is a predicted model, not a curated record. The transcript is spliced from 6 exons.
AGGAGCCUGAUUUUUUUUUGUAGGGCACAAACUGUCAAAAAUUAAAAUAAAAACAUCUACAAUUUAGACAAAAAUAAAAAUUAUAAAAUGAUAAAAUGGAGACAUUGCUAAGAUUUGUGCCAUCAAAUCCAUUAAGGAUUACAGCAUGUAGGGUAUUAUUAACUCAUGUAGCGAAUUACACUAGACUAGCUGAAGUAGGUAAAUUAGAAUCCCCUAAAACAAGCGGCAAGUAUGAAACAGGCCAACUAAUUUUGCACAAAGUAUUUGGAUACAGGGGCGUUAUACUAUUCCCAUGGCUAGCAAGAGUGUACGAUAGAGACGCAAUUAAUAAAAAAGAUACAGUAGAAAAUGCUAACACGGACGCAUCUGGAGAUUCUCUUUCAAAUGUCGGUAAAGAAGUGAAAGGCAGAACACAUACUUUUUAUCAAGUUCUAAUAGACACAAGAGAUGCUCCAUACAUACGUGCCCAGACUGAAGCAGUGACAUUCUUGGGCAACCAAGAGUCGAGUCGAAGUUUGUACGCUAUUCCAGGGCUGGAUUAUGUGGCGCACGACGACAUCAUACCAUAUACUACGGUGGAACGUGUACCUCUGCAGCAUGAGCUCUUUGACAAGUUCCUCAUCCACAAUCCGGAUAAAGAUCCCCCAUUCAUAGAACAAGAGACCCUGAGAGCCUGGCAAAAGAAGAACCACCCGUGGCUGGAGCUCAGCGAUGUCCACCGCGAGACCACCGAGGGAGUCAGGGUCACCGUGAUACCGUUCUACAUGGGCAGCCGGGAGUCGCAGAAUUCUUCUGUCUACUGGUGGCGUUAUUGCAUUCGGCUGGAGAACCUCGGUCCGCAAGCAGUCCAGUUGCGCGAGCGUCACUGGAGGAUAUUCUCUUUGAGCGGCACGUUGGAGACCGUGCGCGGACGAGGAGUGGUGGGCCAGGAGCCGCUGCUGGCGCGGCACUCGCCCGCCUUCCAGUACAGCAGCCACGUGAGUCUGCAGGCGCCCAGCGGACACAUGUGGGGAACAUUCAGAAUGGAACGUGAAGAUGGGUACACCUUUGACUGUCGAAUUCCGCCAUUUUCUCUCGAGAGCAAACCCGACGAAGGUGCCCCUGUGUCUCCGACAGCAGCGAGCGUGUGAUACGAAACAAACUCUAACCAAAUACACAUAAGAAUCAAACUCGCCCAGCCACACGACGUUAAAAUCCGAUAAUUGGCCGAAAACAAUUCGGUUUCUUGUUUAUCAUGGUUUAAUUUUCUAAGUCAUUAAUUUUAGCGGAUAUCAUUUGCAGCAUUAUUUAUUGAUGUUUAGGUUUCAUUAAAGUAUAAUUAGAUGAUAAUCAAAAUUUUAAUCGUUAGAUAUUCUAAUAGAUCUAAUAAAUUGCAGUAUUCUGUUC